Messenger RNA from Parnassius apollo (apollo), 330 nucleotides. NCBI's taxonomy places the organism in Eukaryota, Metazoa, Arthropoda, Insecta, Lepidoptera, Papilionidae. The record is from the annotation of a GenBank genome assembly.
AUGUGGCGACUGCUCUUAAACAAGUCUUCCCAAAACCUUUCUGUUGCUCCACCUAGACCUCCACGAUCGCUGCGGGAAAAAAGUACUUACAAAAUCUGGUUUAACAAAAGCAACACCAGCGAGAAGUUGCCGCAGCCAUUAUCUCAUCCUGCAACAGGAAAACGUCCAGCGGACUCUGCUCCGACAGACGCAUCCAUAACAAGCAAAGAAGCUUCUUCGCACACCUUCACUCUGCGAACUAAAAUGUCGGAAACUUCUGUUAAAAGCGACAGCUCGAUCCGACCCUCCGUUUGUGACCUCGACCUUUGCGGCUCUCGACAAAGUAGCUAA